AUCAUUGUCCGUGUUUCCAAAUACUGGAGACCAAUGUAGUUCACUAGCUAUUGCUUUUUGUUGAAGAAUUUAUACAAACGCUAAUGUUCCAUUCAUUAUUUACAGCAAAUGGUGUAAUCACUUUGUAGUUCGAAUGCAUGCCAUAUCUAAAAAUAGUUCGGAAUGUAAAUAUUACUUGCGCCUGGAUCUGAUCAGGGCUGUAAAGGUCAUGCUUUUGACAGUAGCCUUUAUAACCAUCGUAAAUAUUCUUGCGUUGUUCACAAGUCCUAUUGUCUCUACAAAAUCGACGCCUUGCUUUACUGAUGGAGACUGCCCAAGCGCGAUGGAAAAGUGUGUUUAUGGCUCUUGGAAAGGAUUGGGAAACUGUCACAGAAAGGGAAGAGAUGUAGCGGGUGGGAUAAGAAGAUUAGUGCGGUCGAAUGCCAGAGCCCAUUUCCGCAACAGGCGGCUAGUCCGACGAAAAAGGAAUCCAUCCAACAUCUGGAAUGACGCUUACCUUUCUCAGAAAAGGUGGGACCCUUGGCCAAAAGCCAAACAACAAAGCCAAUCAGCCGAUCAGGAUGCCAAUAGUCUUCAACAGGAGCAAAAAUCCAACGAACGAUUUGCUGAAAUAGCCGCUGAUCUGUACAAGUUCGGUCGUUCGUACAUAACUGUAGAUAAUGUUAAUUACACGGUUACUGCGCUUCCGGCUUCCGAUGGCGACUCUGAUUGGCUGAUAACGAUUGCUAAAGACGAUUAUGAUCCAAGGGAGAAUAACAAAGCAAGUCAGGUGCUUGAAGAGCCUCGCAAACAUACUAACGAUGAACUGAUUGGUAAGCAUGCGCGGGCGUUUGAAGAUGAUCGGUCAAAUACUGCAUCCAUUCUCCUAGAAAAUUCGUUUGGAAGCUCCUCCUCCAGUGGUGGCGACGCGGUUGUGAAUAUCUCUGUUCGGUAUCCAGUUCCAAUGUCAUCCGAUCGGAGAUACCGGACAGGCUCAGAUAUUCGUUUGCGAUUUCGAAGACAGUUGCCAGGAAGGAUAGCAGAUCUGGGCGAAAUCGAUCCUCUUAUAAAUAAGUUCAAGCAUGUCGAGCCAGUAAUUCCGUCUGCUGAAAAUGCAUUUGGGAAAGUCAUCGAUAAAAGAUCAGCACAUUCAGAAAAAGAAAUGCAGAGAAUUCGCCGAGAACUAGAGGAAAUAGAAGACGAUGUUGCGCCAUUACCAAAGAUUUUGAGGAGUUCUGAAGAAGGUCCAGUUAUAAUCGAAGACAUGUUCAAUGGCAACGUGCGGACUUCAACGCUUCGUAAAAGGAGUCAUUCUGUCACUGACAAAGCUAACAAGGCGGCUGUCAGUCAUUUCUCAAGACCUAAGCGACAUCACAAAGCGAAACACACCGAGAGAUCUUCCACCAAAAAUGGCUGGGCACGAGUCUUCGAUAGAUCUCCCAAAAGACAUAAACGUAGGCUUUCUCGUGCUAUGUCACAAUUGAUACCAAGUAAAAAGAGCCGAUCAAAUUUGAGCGUGAAAGCUCCGCGUAACACCUUACAGCAGCGGGUAAAGAAGAAUACGGUCAGAAGAUCAGCUAGACGUGGGCAAACGACUGGGAAUAAAAUGACAAGGAAAGUAGUGUCUAAAUUUGCAAAAGACGCAAAGCGUUCGAAUGAAGGUGCUCUAGGUACCGGCGCGAUAGGUCCUGUCACCACAGACGCGCCAGAUCCAUUUGCAUCUUUGAGAAACACGAAAGAACCUCACAUCGAUUACUACGACGUCAGCAAGCGAAACUCGUUUAAGGGUGAAGAUGACGAAGAAUCCGACCCCUCUUCCGAUGAUGAUGACCCAGAAGCUUUUCUGGAUGACGACGACGACGAUGAUGAUGAUAACGAUAACGAAGAAAUUGAAGUUGUUGAAGAAUCGACGAGAAAAAAGCGUCAAACCCUGGCCGAGGAGCUGGAAGAUGAUGACGAUCAGCAAGACAUACCGUCCUGGAGAGAAACGGUUGAACUGCUGAGAAGGGCCAACACAUUUGCCGUCCCUGCACACGACAGCACAGGUCAUGUCAUACUGGUCCGGAAAGUGCGAGACCUCGGCAGUCUGGACCUGGGAGAGUCACUCGCGAAGUUGAAGGAGACAAUGGCUAAAAUAUUUGGCAGAUGUUCCCCAGCAAGACGCCGAAAGAGGUCACAUCCUUCUCCAUCAGAAGUGGUCAAAGACCAACUGUCCAAUGAAGAAACGUGGGAGAUACAAGGCGAAGGGAACGAGGUGGUGGACCAGGCGAAAAUUGAUGUACACAUGGAUGAUGACAAACCUUACAAUGUGACUACCGUACUACGGCCGAUGGGAAAGAGAAGCUAUGAAAACGACCAAAAGACCCGUAGGGAAUAUGCACUGCGACAGGCCAAAGCGAGAUCCGGCAUAUCAAGGCAGGGUCGAGAGAUGAGAGACGUUCUGGAACAAAAUGCUAAGUUAGAUGCAAUUCCUCGUCAUAAAGUAGCUCAAAGAAACACAGCUGAACUGGAGUUAAGGAAUGAUGAACGCAUCUCACGAACAAGUAGAUCGAGGUACUCAAAACGGAAUGACGAAUACAUACCUCUGAAUAAAGAUGUUCACAUGGAGGCACAAGAGGGCGAACCUGUUGAAAUAGAUCUUACCGUAGACGAAGAACCUGGUGGUAGUCCGCCGGUCGCAGAGGUUCAAUCAAACACACUGUCUGUGGAUUCACCCCAGGCUGCAGUGACGAAGAGAGAUCGUCACCAACCGUCUGCGGCAGCAAGGUCGGGACUAGCGCCAAAGACUGGCGGGCCAUCCAGUCGUGUGAUGUCCAGGAAUCCAUCGCACUCGGUCCGCGGCUCUCAGUUUGGCCCAAGGAACGACGCAUUCAAAGGUGCUAACAUGAAUAUGGUGCGGCGCGGCCCACAUGCAAAGUGCAUAGGCUGCAAGUCUCUGCAUCAACCUGUUCCGAGCAGGGCUUUCAACAACCACAACAGCGGUAAAGCAGUGCGGGAGCCAUACAUCAUAACGCGCAGAUACAACGACUCCAAAGUUCGCCGAGCGCGGGCCGAUGGCAUUGCCGGCGCAGGGACUAGAGAGGCAUCUGACGAGGCCAGCCUGGACAGAGCCAACCUGCUUUACCUGGCCGAUGGCGACCCACUGCCCUCCAGCUGGCGAGCUCCCGUAGCCAACUCCAAGCGGGAUGUGGACGUCGAGAUCGAGGUGGAGGAGACGGAGAACAGCACCAGCACCACACCGCAGGAUAAGACCACCACCACCACCACCACCACUACCUCCACGAAGGGUCCACCAGUUACAAUCAAAGUCAAAAUCGAAAAGGAAAAGGACGAAGAUGUAUUUAACGACAAUCCAAACACCAAAAGUACAAAGAUCCCGACAUCUAUUGAAGCGUCUGCCUCAAUUACAGCGGAGAGGAGAAUGCCCAGCCCUCGCCGAUCGUCCUCCGUCGUCCUCGACAGCGAGGUGUUCUCUGAGACUCCGGCCAGGACCAGGGUGCUCAGCCUGUCUCCGGCGCGUCCCAGCUCCGUGCUGACGGUGGCCAGUGGCGACGGCAGGCCCUCGGUGGAGGAGACCAUCACCUCCGGCGGGGGCUCGGACUCGUGGGGCGUCUCGGGCAGCUCGGACCGGCUGAUGGCGCUGAUCUCCAGCAUAGAGAAGGCGCUGCGUGUGCCGCUGGGAGGCUCGGACGGUGCCGUCGACCAGUUCACGGUGGUUGACGACAGCAGUGACGCGGUCCAGACGACACGAGUCAUCAGCAGUCAGCCAGACAUCACCGAGCAGAAGACCAACUACAUCUACUCUGUGAACGAUCCCCAGCCACCCCUCGUUGUGGCCACUGCCACUCAAGAGAAAAAGCCAGACAUGGUCAAAAUGGAUAUCACUACCGGAACUGGUCAGGUGACUUCAAACGUGGGAGAUCUAAACGAAAAUAUAUAUCUCAAAGGAUUUGAGCUACCUCGAAAACCACCAAAGCCAUUAUUUGUAGAUGGAGCCGCUAAGAAGAUGAUCUAUGUGGAGCCCACAUACAAAACUGUUGUUUCAUCAGGGAUUCCCAAAUACAAAUAUCCGCUAAGCUACGCUCGGCUGUAUAACGGUCCAAUAACUCGCAUAAGGCCAGCAGACCAAUGGACACAAAUAACGAACAUUAAAAGCACAGACUCAGAUACGGUCGAAUUAGGCGAUAGUAAACAAGUCACGGUUGAGAAAUUUGCCGAGCAGCCAUCAGGAGCGGAAAUUACCGAUGUUCGAGCGAGUAAGACUACGGAGCUAAUCCAGCCACCCCCAACGCUGCUGGGCGUUCAGAGGAACAUUGUGAUGAGUGGUCAGGUGAUUGACAGUCCCCCUCCCCCUCCUCCAGAAACAGACAGAGACACGACGGUAAAAGUAGUGUCCUCCGUUAGUUCAGAGGAUCAAAAUUCUCGUAAGAAUAAUCUUUUGAAGUCGUCACCAACCAUUACCGUACACAUGGAUGGUCAGGAAGAUGGAAUGAAUGCUGUCGGAAAUAAGGGGCUGCCACCGAACAUUCGGAUAUUUCAUAAUCGACGAGACUCGGACGGAAAAAUAAUCGCAGCCAUUGGUUCACAGAGUAAUAUAAAGAAGAAAAAAGAUCUACAAGAAAUUCAAGACCUUUCUAGCAUGUCAGUGGAAGAUUCUAGUCUACUUGAAUCAAGUGGCUUUGUGCAGUCUGCGAACAACCAGAACACUGCUCAGAUGAAAGUGCACGGUAGCAAAAGGAGCGCUCCACACACAUACAGGGUCCCAAAUACACGCGGAGCACAGAUGAAGAAACGCAAGGUCAACAGCAGAGGAGUUCCCGUGGCAACAAAACGGGCAGGCGCAGGCGCGGCGCAGCCUGCGCCGGUAGUUCACACCUAUUCAAAGGACCCUGGUGUUCAAGGUGCAACAAUGAAUAUGCUAACCGACCUGGCGUCCCAGCUGUCUACCAAAAAUGCCCAGAAGCGAAAAACUCCGGCACUCUCCCGAAGGAGGGUGGCGUGUGCGGGAAGAGGGAACAACUGCCGCGAGACAAGGCAAAUUAGACGAGACACGGCGCCAACGCACAAUGCUGCAGAUGAACAUUCUAAUCUGCAACUGCAAUCGGAAUUAGGAGACGCUCAAACGAAACACAUUAGAAAACGGGAUGUAUCACGAUCUGUUUUUGAACAGCCAAAGGUGUUCAUUGUAAGUCCUAAUACUAUUGUAGAGGCUCCAGGUACAAAAUACAAGUUUAUGGACCCUUUGGAAAGAGGCAAUAUCACAGACAAAUUGAAAGUUUACACCAUCUCUGACAUCGAUGCAAAAACAAUCAAGAAGAUAACAGCUGAGAAGCUCAGCAGCAGUGAUGGCUCAUCAAGUGACGAUGACGAAGAAUAUGAUCACGAAAUAGCAGCCAAUCUACCGAUGUCGCACGAAAAGGCUCUACAAGAAACCGAAGGCAAGGAACGCUUCAAAAUCAUGGACUCGUCUGAGGGGUUUUCCGUCCAUGCUCCGUCAUUUGACAAGAAAAUCACAAGCGGAGGUCAGAUAUCAGAAGAUACAAUGGUGCCCAUUCCAGUAGAUAUAAAUAGAAUCGACCUCCCUAAAGACGAAAAUAGGCUUACAAUAACAACAGAUAUUGAGUCCAAUAAGCACAAACCUGGGCUAAAAAUUAGUACGAUUGAAACAGCCGACAAGAGCAGUUCCGAUUCGGAACAAAAAACGAAAACAGUUGAGUACGUCGAUGCUCCAGAAGAAGGUACAGCCACUGACGUAGAUGCUGGUGAAGUUGUAGAGGUGAUCGAGAGUCACUCUGCUCCACUGAAUACGAGACAAAAGCGACGUUCCUCAAACUCUGCCGCAGGAAGUCGAUCAAGCCGAGAGGACAAAAUACAAACUCUCAGAACGGAACUGCAGAAUUUAAACAGCAUAGGCUCAAAAUUGGGAUUGAACUUCUUCGAUAAGUCCUCUAUUGACAGAAUCGUGCGGGAAGUGUCAAGUGAAGGCCGGGAGGAGGAGCCUUCUCGAGUAAAGAAAUUGAAAAGUGGAAGAUCUGUAAUAAGCCCAAAGUAUAAACGUAAAUUGAAAACUCACCAGUCAGUCAAUCACCACGAUUUAGAGAAAAGUCACAUCAGAGCUGCAAGUAGAGGAAGGAUAAGAGAGAAAGAUAUCAAAGGAGCCAGAAGAUCGAGCGCCCCGUACAAAACAAUCGUCAAACAAACUUUGCCUGGCCACACGGAAGCUAGAAAUACUGGUAGUUAUGAGUCUAAAGCAAAACAAAAACGACGCCAUCAUGGAUCAAUAAGUAGUCCCAGUCAUGAAAUGAUCACGCAUGAACGUGAUGAUCGCCGGGCACCAUCAAAACGAACAAUGCGAUCUUCUGAAGACUUUGUUGAAGAAAUCGACGUUGACGCCGACGAUGAAAGCAUAGAAGCUGCACCAAGAUAUCACUAUAACAAUAAAAUACGAAACAAUAGACCAUUAGUCAUAUCUAACCCAGAAAGGUACGAUCUCUCAAACAGCAGAGAAAGAGAAGAGAAGCUCAAAGUAUCAAAUCAGGAGAGUGAGCCACUGCACCUGACGGCCGUUCUGCGCGGACGAAGAAGACGGCGUGACAUCGAGCCUGAUGAACUGUUCAGGAUCUCCCCACUGAUAACGCGCGCAGUGCGGAGUCGGGCGGCGCCAGGAAAUUCAGCGCCUGUGGGUCAGUGGCAGAGACAGGUGGCCCCGGUGUCACGCUUUCAAAGAGAAAGAGGGGAAGCAGUCCGUUCAGAUUUUGAUAUUCCAGUGGCACAGAGUCCACUGUUUGCUGGUUCAAAUCAGCAAAGGUCGAGCAUUCAGGACAUGUUCAACUACCCCAGAGCGGCUGCUGCUCGCCGACAGCAGCCCAUUGUGCGAAACUCGCCCCAACGACUAUCCAAUUCUGAAAUUGACAAGCGGCAACAGAUAAUGAGAGCGUUUUCAUCUCAGAGAAACGCAGGACCACAACCUCGUCAAAUAAACAGGGAUUUAUCUAACGUCGUGAAAAGCAGCGACGAUAAGAACAUGGCUGGCAAUCGAAAGGGGUCUUUAUUAUACAACAACUUAGCCAAGAAAUCAAUUAGCCAAGAUCCUAUGAAAUCGAUAAGAACGGAAAGGAACGGCCCAAAAGAAGCUCCAGCCAAAGGCUCAAACGCAACAAAACAAGAAACUACUGCGCCAGCUCCCAAAACCAAGAGCCCCGAUAUGGGAGUGUGGAAGAAACUGGGGGAGAUAUUCGACAUUGGGCCUAAGGAGACAGCGAGGCCGGAGCCGGAGACCACUACGCUGCCGACCUCCAGCCCGCCUCCUCCGCCUCCUGCGCCUCCUGCGCCUCCUGCGCCUCCUGCGCCUCCUCCUCCGGCCGCCAGCGCCGGCCGCGGACCCGUGGUGCUGCCGCCGCUGUUCGAAGGCCAGCCCGACGAGCGGGACGGCCCGCGAAAACCUCCCAUCCCGAGUCCGCGACCCCCGGCGAGCGAGGAGCGCGCCAAGUCGGGUCUGCGCGCCGCCAUUGUGGACCGUCUGCUGCAGGACCUGCGGAAGAUGGCGUCAGCUCGCGGCUCCGAGAUGGCGCGCGCCGAGUCGGACCUCAUCGAGAUCCUGCACGACUACCAGACCGACCUGAUGGACGAGGACGAGAAAACCAUAGCCGGCAUGCCGUUCCAGGGUGUUCGCAUCCACGACAACGUGGCCAUCCCGGUGGUGUACCAGGCGGUGCCCAUCAAGCUGGAGGGUCUGUCGCAGCACAGACUCGUGGUGCGCUCCAGCGACCCCGGGCCGGCCCGUGGCCUGCACAACAGUUGGGACGACGCUCCGUACAAUCCGCCGUAGACAGGAACAGUUGCAGUACCCACCAUUCGUCGCGCUGUGCUGUCCGUGCCUGUCAACUGUGGUCGACUCGAAUACACAUGAUGUAUUUUGUAUU
Molecule: messenger RNA, 7901 nt
Organism: Amphibalanus amphitrite
Lineage: Eukaryota; Metazoa; Arthropoda; Thecostraca; Balanomorpha; Balanidae
Exons: 3
Coding region: 134-7807 (2557 amino acids)
Source: RefSeq, a predicted model, not a curated record